Molecule: messenger RNA, 4419 nt
Organism: Pipistrellus nathusii (Nathusius's pipistrelle)
Lineage: Eukaryota; Metazoa; Chordata; Mammalia; Chiroptera; Vespertilionidae
Source: the annotation of a GenBank genome assembly
AUGGAGCCUCGCAUGGAGUCCUGCCUGGCACAGGUGCUGCAGAAGGAUGUGGGGAAAAGACUGCAGGUUGGCCAAGAACUCAUAGACUAUUUCUCAGACAAACAGAAGUCCGCUGACCUUGAGCAUGACCAGACCAUGUUAGAUAAACUUGUGGAUGGACUCGCUACCUCUUGGGUGAACUCUAGCAAUUACAAGGUGGCUCUCCUGGGCAUGGACAUCCUAUCCGCGCUAGUCACCCGGCUGCAGGAUCGGUUCAAGGCUCAGAUCGGCACAGUGCUGCCGAGUUUAAUAGACAGACUGGGAGACGCUAAGGACUCCGUGCGGGAGCAAGACCAGACUUUGCUGCUAAAGAUCAUGGAUCAAGCUGCUAACCCCCAGUACGUGUGGGACCGGAUGCUGGGAGGCUUCAAGCACAAGAACUUCCGGACUCGGGAGGGCACGUGUGUCUGCCUCAUUGCCACCCUCAAUGCCUCUGGAGCGCACACUUUGACACUAAGCAAGAUUGUGCCACAUAUAUGUAAUUUACUUGGCGAUCCAAAUAGCCAGGUUCGAGAUGCAGCAAUAAACAGCUUAGUGGAAAUUUACAGACACGUAGGAGAACGUGUGAGGGCAGACCUCAGUAAAAAAGGAUUGCCACAGUCCCGGUUGAAUUUAAUUUUUACAAAAUUUGAUGAAGUCCAAAAAUCUGGAAACAUGAUACAAUCUGCAAAUGAUAAAAAUUUUGAUGAUGAAGAUUCCGUGGAUGGUAACAGACCUUCCUCUGCCAGUUCUACAUCUUCCAAAGCUCCACCAACCUCACGGAGAAACGCUGGAAUGGGGACCACCCGGCGGCUUGGCUCAUCCACUCUUGGGUCUAAGUCUUCAGCGCCAAAAGAAGGAGCUGGCGCUGUUGAUGAAGAGGAUUUCAUUAAAGCUUUUGAUGACGUACCUGCAGUGCAGAUUUAUUCCAGCCGAGACCUCGAGGAAUCCAUAAACAAGAUUAGGGAAAUAUUAUCUGAUGACAAGCAUGAUUGGGAGCAAAGAGUAAAUGCACUAAAAAAGAUUAGAUCUUUACUUUUGGCUGGUGCUGCUGAAUAUGAUAACUUCUUUCAACAUUUGAGACUUUUGGAUGGAGCCUUUAAACUAUCUGCUAAGGAUCUGCGGUCUCAGGUAGUGCGGGAGGCUUGUAUCACGUUGGGGCAUCUGUCAUCAGUUCUGGGGAAUAAGUUUGAUCAUGGAGCUGAAGCCAUUAUGCCAACUAUCUUUAAUUUAAUUCCAAAUAGUGCCAAAAUUAUGGCUACUUCUGGUGUUGUAGCUGUUAGGUUAAUCAUUCGGCACACACAUAUCCCUAGGCUAAUACCAGUGAUAACAAGCAACUGUACCUCCAAGUCUGUUGCAGUUAGAAGACGCUGUUUUGAAUUUUUAGAUUUACUUUUACAAGAAUGGCAGACACAUUCACUGGAACGGCACAUAUCAGUAUUAGCCGAAACGAUAAAGAAGGGAAUACAUGACGCCGACUCGGAAGCCAGGAUAGAAGCCAGGAAGUGUUACUGGGGGUUCCACGGCCACUUCAGCAGGGAGGCAGAGCACCUGUACCACACGCUGGAGUCCUCCUACCAGAAGGCCCUGCAGUCCCACCUGAAGAACUCGGACAGCGUCGUGUCCUUGCCGCAGUCGGACCGCUCGUCCUCCAGCUCUCAGGAGAGUCUGAAUCGGCCGCUCUCUGCCAAAAGGAGUUCCACUGGAAGUAGCGCCUCUAGAGCUUCGACCGCCAGCACUAAAUCUGUGUCGACGACUGGGUCCCUCCAGCGUUCCCGGAGCGACAUCGACGUGAACGCCGCGGCCAGCGCCAAGUCCAAGGCCUCCUCGGCGUCCGGCGCCGCGCCCUUCAGCUCCGCGGCGGCCUUGCCUCCGGGCUCAUACGCGUCCUUAGGUCGGAUUCGUACGAGAAGGCAAAACUCCGGGAGUACCACCAACGUCGCCUCCAUACCUGCCGAUAGUCGAGGCCGCAGUCGCGCUAAAGUGGUUUCACAGUCUCAGCGAUCCAGAUCUGCUAAUCCUGCUGGUGCUGGCAGCCGGUCAAGCUCUCCGGGGAAGUUGUUGGGAAGCGGCUAUGGCGGCCUUGCCGGGGUUUCCUCCAGAGGCCCGCCAGUGACACCCUCUUCCGAAAAGCGAAGCAAGAUCCCCAGAAGCCAGGGAUGCAGCCGGGAAACAAGUCCGAACCGAAUAGGAUUAGACCGGUUCGGGCUUGGCCAGGCAGGAAGAAUACCUGGUUCUGUGAAUGCCAUGCGUGUGCUAAGUACAAGUACAGAUCUUGAAGCUGCUGUUGCUGACGCUUUGCUGUUAGGAGACUCCAGGAGCAAGAAGAAGCCCGUGAGGCGGCGAUAUGAGCCCUAUGGGAUGUAUUCUGACGACGAUGCCAACAGCGACGCCUCGAGUGUUUGCUCUGAGCGCUCGUAUGGCUCCAGGAACGGCGGCAUUCCCCAUUACCUGCGGCAGACCGAGGACGUGGCGGAAGUUCUCAACCACUGCGCCAGCUCCAACUGGUCCGAGCGGAAAGAAGGGCUCCUGGGCCUGCAGAACUUACUGAAGAGCCAGAGGACACUGAGUCGAGUAGAAUUGAAAAGAUUGUGUGAGAUCUUCACACGAAUGUUUGCUGACCCGCAUAGCAAGGUUUUCAGUAUGUUUUUGGAGACUCUUGUUGAUUUUAUAAUAAUUCAUAAGGAUGAUUUGCAAGACUGGCUUUUUGUUCUUCUCACACAAUUACUUAAGAAAAUGGGGGCAGAUCUACUUGGAUCCGUACAAGCAAAAGUUCAGAAAGCUCUAGAUGUCACCAGGGACUCCUUUCCAUUUGAUCAACAAUUUAACAUUUUGAUGAGAUUCAUUGUGGAUCAAACUCAAACUCCUAACCUCAAGGUCAAAGUGGCAAUCCUGAAGUACAUUGAGUCUCUCGCCAGGCAGAUGGAUCCAACUGACUUUAUAAACUCCAGUGAGACCAGGCUUGCUGUUUCUAGAAUUAUAACCUGGACAACAGAACCAAAGAGUUCCGACGUGAGAAAGGCCGCACAGAUUGUGCUAAUAUCGCUGUUUGAAUUGAACACUCCUGAAUUUACUAUGCUACUUGGUGCCUUGCCCAAAACAUUCCAGGAUGGUGCCACCAAACUCCUGCAUAACCACCUCAAGAAUUCCAGUAACACCAGUGUGGGCUCCCCAAGCAACACAAUUGGCCGGACUCCCUCCCGACACAACAGCAGCAGGACCAGCCCCCUGACCUCACCCACCAACUGUUCCCAUGGCGGCCUGUCUCCAAGCUUGCUGGACUAUGAUACAGAGAACCUGAACUCGGAAGAAAUCUAUAGUUCUUUGCGUGGAGUUACAGAAGCCAUUGAAAAGUUUAGUUUUCGAAGCCAAGAGGAUCUGAAUGAGCCAAUUAAACGAGAUGGAAAGAAGGACUGUGAUAUUGUGUCCCGGGACGGUGGGGUCGCGUCCCCGGCCACGGAGGGCCGGGGCGGCAGCGACGCGGUGGAAGGCGGCCGGACGGCGCUGGACAACAAGACGUCCCUGCUCAACACGCAGCCGCCGCGCGCCUUCCCGGGGCCGCGGGCCCGCGACUACAACCUGUACCCCUACGCCGACACCAUCAGCGCCUACGACAAGACCGCCCUCAAGGAGGCCGUGUUCGACGACGACAUGGAGCAGCUCCGAGACGUGCCCAUUGACCAUUCGGACUUGGUGGCGGACCUUCUGAAAGAGCUGUCCAACCACAACGAGCGCGUGGAGGAGCGGAAGGGCGCCCUGCUGGAGCUGCUCAAGGUCACCCGCGAGGACAGCCUGGGCGUCUGGGAGGAGCACUUCAAGACCAUCCUGCUCCUGCUCCUGGAGACUCUUGGAGACAAAGAUCAUUCCAUUCGAGCGCUGGCACUGAGAGUUUUAAGGGAGAUUCUGAGAAAUCAGCCAGCAAGAUUCAAAAACUACGCCGAGCUGACGAUCAUGAAGACUCUGGAGGCCCACAAAGACUCCCACAAGGAGGUGGUGAGAUCCGCAGAGGAAGCGGCGUCCACGCUGGCCAGCUCCAUCCACCCGGAGCAGUGCAUCAAAGUGCUCUGCCCCAUCAUCCAGACGGCCGACUACCCCAUCAACCUGGCUGCCAUCAAGAUGCAGACCAAGGUCGUCGAGAGGAUCGCCAGGGAGUCCCUGCUGCAGCUGCUGGCAGACAUCAUCCCGGGCCUGCUGCAGGGUUAUGACAACACGGAAAGCAGUGUGCGGAAGGCCAGCGUGUUUUGCUUGGUGGCAAUCUAUUCCGUAAUCGGAGAAGAGCUGAAACCUCACCUCGCACAGCUCACGGGGAGCAAGAUGAAGCUGCUGAACCUGUACAUCAAGAGGGCGCAGACCACCAACAGCAACAGCAGCUCCUCCUCCGACGUGUCCACGCACAGCUAA